UGCGCGAGGGGCGGUUUUUUUUAGAUGGAUUUUGAUGGACCUCGGAAUGGACCAAUGACAAGAGGCGGUGGGUGGAGGUUGCGCGGCUACGUCAAGACGCUGAAGCGGAGCCCCGCCUCCCGCUGGGUCGGCGUUUCGCGGACGUUCUGUCCCCGUCCAGCUGUUUCAAUCAUGGCAGCAAUCCUCAGAGCAGCUUUCAGGCACAAGCUCACUCCAUCCUUGGGACGGAUGUGCUACUCAUCAUCUCCACCUACAACAAAAUUAUUUAUUGAUGGGAAGUUUAUUGAAUCAAAUACCUCUGAAUGGCUUGACAUCCACAACCCUGCAACGAAUGAAGUGAUUGGCAAAGUCCCAAAGGCCACUCAGGAGGAGAUGCUUGCAGCUGUGAAUUCCUGUCAGCGAGCUUAUGUUUCAUGGUCAGAAACAUCAGUACUGACCCGGCAGCAGAUUUUCCUGAAGUACCAGCAACUCAUCAAAGAAAACCUGGGAGAAAUUGCAAAGCUUAUUACAAAAGAACAGGGAAAAACCUUGGCAGAUGCUGAAGGGGAUGUUUUCAGGGGCUUGCAGGUUGUUGAGCAUACUUGCAGUAUCACGUCUCUCAUGCUUGGUGAGACCCUGCCCUCCAUCACCAAAGACAUGGACACGUUCACAUACCGUUUACCAUUAGGAGUGUGUGCUGGCAUCACUCCCUUUAACUUCCCAGCCAUGAUUCCACUGUGGAUGUUCCCUAUGGCUUUGGUCUGCGGAAACACCUAUCUGCUUAAGCCAUCAGAGCGUGUACCUGGAGCUGCUAUGUUGUUGGCCAAGAUAUUCCAAGAUGCAGGAGCUCCAGACGGCACACUUAAUAUUAUCCAUGGUCAACAUGACGCUGUGAACUUUAUUUGUGAUCACCCGGCUAUCAAGGCUAUCAGCUUUGUGGGGUCCAAUCAGGCUGGCGAGUACAUCUACACAAGGGGCUCCAAAAACGGCAAGAGAGUACAGUCCAACAUGGGUGCUAAGAACCAUGGGGUGGUGAUGCCUGAUGCCAACAAGGAGAACACUUUAAAUCAGCUAGUUGGUGCAGCUUUUGGAGCAGCUGGGCAGCGUUGUAUGGCCCUGUCUACUGCUGUCCUGGUUGGGGAAGCUAAAACCUGGCUGCCUGAACUGGUGGAAAAGUCAAAGAAAUUGAGAGUCAAUGCAGGUGACCAGCCAGGUGCAGACCUUGGCCCUCUCAUCUCCCCUCAGGCAAAGGCCCGGGUGUGUGACCUGGUCCAGGGUGGGUUGAGCGAGGGUGCUAAACUGCUGCUGGAUGGACGGGCUAUCCAGGUGAAAGGAUAUGAAAAUGGCAACUUUGUAGGACCCACCAUCCUUACUGGAGUCAAGCCUCAUAUGAAAUGCUACACUGAGGAGAUCUUUGGACCAGUCUUGGUUGUCCUUGAGGUAGACACACUAGAUGAAGCAGUUGAUAUCAUCAACCAGAAUCCAUAUGGAAAUGGCACUGCCAUCUUCACCACCAAUGGUGCCACAGCUCGUAAAUACACGCACCAAGUUGACGUUGGGCAGAUUGGAGUGAAUGUGCCUAUCCCAGUUCCGCUGCCCAUGUUCUCAUUCACUGGAUCAAGGGGCUCAUUCAGAGGUGACACCAAUUUUUAUGGCAAACAGGGCAUUCAGUUUUACACUCAGAUAAAGACUGUAACCUCACAGUGGAAGGAAGAAGAUUCAACUUUAUCCAGCCCAGCUGUUGUCAUGCCAACAAUGGGACGCUAAGUUCAUGUUCCUGAAAUGGCAAGCUGCAUGUUCAGCACACUCCUUUGUCUUGACUUUCCUAUCUGACCGGAUGUAAGUGGGUGGGGAAGGUGCAGCUUAACCCUGGGCAAUAGUAAGAGGCAUGUACAGGAAUGGAAAGGGGUGGGAAACUAAUCACUUGAAUACCCUGGCAACUUUGAACAUCCCUGCUCUGUGUUUCUGAUCUGCUGCUGCAAAAAAAUUAAUUUCUAAUCAGACAACACAUCUGUUCAUAAAUGGAGCAAAAUGCUAAACAGAAAAAAGAUAUCAUUCUCUUCCCUGUCUAAUUUGAGCUUUUGUUUGCUUAGUUUACUCUCUCAAGAAGUGAUUAAAACAUGUACGUGAAAGUACCUGAUCUUUGCAGCUUGUUGGGAAUGUAACUGAAGUGGCCGAUUAAUUAUGUAUUCUGCAAUUCUAUGGGCAUUGUAAUGAUUAUUUUAACUUUGUUAUUAGUCAUUAUAUAAGACCAUAAGAUUCAUGAGCAGAAUUAGGCCAUUUGGCCCAUUGAGUCUGCUCCGCCACUUUAUCAUAGCUGAUUCAUUUACACUCUCAGCCCCAAUCUCCUGCAUUCUUCCUGUAUCCCUUUAUGCCCUGACUAAUCAAGAAUCUAUCAACCUCUGCCUUAAAUAUACCCGAUUACUUGGCCUCUACAGCCACCUGUGGCAAUGAGUUCCACAGAUUCACCACUCUGGCUAAAGAAAUUCCUCAUCUCUGUUCUAAAAGGAUGUUCUUGUAGUUCCAGUACAUGGAAAGGAAACCAUAUAGCAAUUGUUAGUAAAAGCAAAUGUGACUAAGAUUCUUUUCUAUAUAAAAUGUACUCUUAUGGUUAUGAAAAUGUGAUUUAGUUUUAACCAUGGUGCUUUAUAUGCCAAUAACCUUUAAGAAAAUGAUUAAUUUUGGGAGAGAGUUUCAGACAAGUACACUCUGGCAAAGUUAGAUGAAAUUGAGUUGUUGCAGUGGCUCAGGUCAGUCCCUUGACUGGUGAGAUACUGCGAAAGACAGGUCAAAACAAACUGAAACUGACAUUUGAAGAACCAUGUCCUGCUCUGGGCAAGCAGCAGAGCCACAGUUACUGUGGCAUUGACAAGGUUCUGUCUUGUGAAUGGUGUGCAGCAGUUUCUGCUGGAGAGGUUGAUAGCAAAUUCUGAUCAUGUAGCACCUAACUGGAUAAUCACUAAGCAAAGCUAACCUGCUGCUCUGUCCCGCCCACAGUUCAAACUGCUACAGCCUAGUUCACAUUUCAUUUAGGACUAAUUCUCCAUUUCUUAUCAUUGUCAUUGCCUGCUGCUGAGUGUAGGGUAGUGUAGGGAAGGUGGAAUCAAUGAGCCCUCAUUCCAACAAAAUGGCAAUCUUCAGAACAAACAUGGAUGACAUUCAUGCAGAAACAAUGUUGUAAAAAGACUUUUAAUUCUAAACUGUUUUUAAACAUUUUUUAUUUGCAGCCCUGUUCAUAGUCUGGCUCAACAACCAACAAUUGACUUGAAUAUCACAGAUCUCCAAAAAAAAACUGAUGAUAAAUUGGUCUUCCUCAUGUCCAGUUGAGGUGACAAUAUUGUGUGCAACUGGCAUGUUAAUGGGUGGUACUUUCUGUUGUAUAACCAAUGUUCUGGUAUCUUUACAGACAAUGUGAUUUUUGUACUCAAGUUUUGAAUUCAUGUGGACAAUAAAUCUGACUUCAGUGCUGUGAGGUAUAGUUCAUCUAGGCAGAUACAACAGAAGAUUAGUUAGUUAUGCAUUAUCACCCUCAAGGUUGGGUGGGCGAGGAUGUACAUGGGGACUACUGUAUUUAAUCGUGUGGAAUAUACUUGAUGUGGGUUGACAAAAUAAAAACAUUGCAUCUUCUUUGUAA
Molecule: messenger RNA, 3613 nt
Organism: Hypanus sabinus (Atlantic stingray)
Lineage: Eukaryota; Metazoa; Chordata; Chondrichthyes; Myliobatiformes; Dasyatidae
Gene: aldh6a1
Product: aldehyde dehydrogenase 6 family, member A1
Exons: 12
Coding region: 25-1746 (573 amino acids)
Biological process (GO): thymine catabolic process; L-valine catabolic process
Cellular component (GO): mitochondrion
Molecular function (GO): malonate-semialdehyde dehydrogenase (acetylating, [NAD(P)+]) activity; methylmalonate-semialdehyde dehydrogenase (acylating, NAD+) activity
Source: RefSeq, a predicted model, not a curated record